AUGGCAGAGAGCACGAAUUCUAAAGGCACCUCUGGUGACUUUGCAAAGAAAGUCCAAAGACGGCUUAGCCGUGGAAAAGAAAAGGUUCUGCAAAGGCUGGGAAAGACAACAGAGACCAGAGACGAUCAGUUUGAGCAUUGCCUCCAACAGUUUAAUGACCAACAGACUGAUGGGAAUCGGAUGUACAAGGACUUCAGGAACUACAUCAACGCAGUGAGAGACAUGCGUGAAGCCUCAAGACGCCUCUUUCAAUCUCUGUUCGACGUCUACGAAAGCGACUGGGUUGGCGAGGAGGAUUUGGGAGCCAUCGUAGAGGGGGAAGACCUGCUGUGGAAUGACUAUGAGGUGAAGCUGUUAGACCAGGCUGUGCGCACCAUGGAGUCUUAUGUGGGCCAAUUCCCAGAUGUCAGGGAGAAAGUGGCCAAGAGGGGAAGAAAGCUUGUUGAUUACGACUCUUCGCUCCACCACCUGGAGGCCCUGCAGAUGGCCAAGAAGAGGGACGACAUCAAGAUAAACAAGGCAAAGGAAGAGAUGAAGACUGCCAAAAGUGUCUAUGAGGGAAUCAACAAUGAGCUGAAAGAGGAGCUUCCUGUUCUUUAUGAAAGCCGCAUCGGAUGCUACGUGUCUGUAUUCUCAGCGUUGGGAAAUUUACGAGACACCUUCUUCAAGGAGCUGAGUACGUUCAACGGUGAUCUGCAGAACGUGAUUAAAGAGCUCCAGGCUCAGUUUCCGGACAAAACAUUCGCCGUGCGGGGAGUGCAGAGGUAUGGCUCCCUGAGGAGACGGACCCUGAUGUCCCCUAAGGCAUGGAAAGCCAGUUUUUCUGAGUUUCACAGGAGCUACAGUCCCAAAGGCGGGCAGCGGUACAGUUUCAGGUCCCCAGAUAAACCUCGCCAGGGCACCCUGUCCAGAGAGGGCAGCACACUAGGGUUCCCAUCGCGAUCGUCCACCAUGGAGAGGCCUGUGUCCGAGUCCGUGGACCUGGAAGUAGCCUCGUGCCACAGCGAGAACCCCGGCAUGGCGGUCCCAGAAGACGCCACUGGGGAGACUUCAGGCAAGGAGAUCAAAUCUGGUGAGGGCGGCAGUCUGGCUGAAAAGGAGAAGGACUCGAGGGGGGCGGGAAAUAAGGGGGAUGACGGAAAGGCCAUGGCGAGCGAGAGCAGCUCUGAACUGAACAACUCCUUCGAGUCGGAGAGCCUGGAGCUCCAGCUGUCCACGGUGGACGGCGAAACCCUGCACAUCGAAGAGGAGGGCGACGACCCCGGGAACCUCCACGCUGGGAAACCCAACGGGUUGGAAAACGGAGACGUCAGCGGCCUGAACGCCGACACCGUGGAUCCCAGCAUUCCUCCCAAGAGAAAGUGGCAUCCCCGGACUCAAAAAGCACAGAUGUUUAAGGUGUCCACAUUUGAACAGGAA
This is a messenger RNA of Menidia menidia (Atlantic silverside), 1419 nucleotides long. The record is from the annotation of a GenBank genome assembly. NCBI's taxonomy places the organism in Eukaryota, Metazoa, Chordata, Actinopteri, Atheriniformes, Atherinopsidae.